Trichophyton benhamiae CBS 112371 is the source of this 363-nucleotide messenger RNA. RefSeq lists its product as uncharacterized. The coding region runs from base 1 to 363 and encodes 120 amino acids. Lineage: Eukaryota; Fungi; Ascomycota; Eurotiomycetes; Onygenales; Arthrodermataceae. The record is from RefSeq and is a predicted model, not a curated record. The transcript has 3 exons.
AUGUCGAGCAAAGGAGGCAGCGUGAAGAAGAAGAAGAAGAAGCAGAAGAGGGAAGAAAGGAAAUCCUCUUUUCUGAUAUGCAGGGUCAGGGCGCUUAUAAUAAUAGCUCAGGCUGCAGCCAGUCACUCCAUCUAUGUGUGCUGUGUAUCUUUCUUGGUCUCUUUGGCCGGUGAGCAGCAGCAGCAGAAGCAGAAGAAGAGGAAGACGAAGAAACACAGCAGUGGCCGAGACGGAACAUCCCAUGGAAUCGAAGAAGCCGUUGGGCUAUCCUCCCAUGCGGGCCUUUGCAGGAACAAAGAGCACGAAGUAGCAGCAGGAGAAGAAGAGACAGAAAGACGGAGAAGCAGAAUGACAACGCUUUAA